Messenger RNA from Heteronotia binoei (common prickly gecko), 1727 nucleotides. Its product is annotated as 5'-nucleotidase domain-containing protein 2-like. The record is from RefSeq and is a predicted model, not a curated record. Gene Ontology annotation, molecular function: 5'-nucleotidase activity. NCBI's taxonomy places the organism in Eukaryota, Metazoa, Chordata, Lepidosauria, Squamata, Gekkonidae.
AUGGCCGGGGCUACCGCCGCGCGGGUCGGGCUCCUGCGCCUCCGGGCCGCCCCCUCCGCCUGCUUCUGCACCCGCCUCGGGGCCGAGGCCACCGGGCCGCCCGUCCAGCAACCUCCCCAGCCGCGCCCGCCCUAUGGAAGCCGGCAGCAGCGAGCCCCCGUCGACGAAGAGCCCGCCGCCCGCGGCUUCUCCAGCAGCAGCUCCCCGGACAACAAGAGCUUCCUCUGGUCGCGCUACAGCGAGGUGAAGCGGCUGGUGCAGGACUUGCUGCCACCCGGGGUGUGCAAUCUCCUGAACCCGUUGACCGUCUAUGCCAACAAUGAGAUUUCACUAAGCACCAUAGAGGUAUACGGCUUUGACUACGACUACACUCUGGCGUUGUACUCUUCUGCUCUUCACUCUCAGAUCUACAACACUGCCCGGGACAUCCUGGUGGAGCAGUAUAAGUAUCCAGCGGGCAUCCUGAAGUAUGAAUACUGGCCCAGUUUUGCGAUCCGGGGCUUACACUACGACAUUGGCAAGGGCUUGCUGAUGAAGAUAGAUGCCUUUCACUACAUCCAAAUGGGUACCGUGUACCGAGGUUUCAAACCUGUUCCAGAUGAGGAGGUGCUGGAGAUGUAUGAAGGCACCCACCACAUCCCCCUGCACCAGGCAAGCGGCUUCUAUGGCAAGGGCCCUUACAUCAAGCAGUUCAUGGACAUUUUCUCCCUGCCCGAAAUGACCCUCUUGGCUGUAGCCAAUGACUUCUUCAUCAGCAACGACAUCGACUAUGACCCCAUCCAUCUCUACAAAGAUGUCACGGAUGCUAUCCGAGAUGUCCACAUUAAAGGUUUUAUGUACAAGUGGAUCAUGCAGGAUCUUGAGAAAUACAUUCUGCGUGGAGACGAGACUUACGCCGUGCUCCAUCGCCUGGCCAGCAAUGGCAAGAAACUCUUCUUGAUCACCAACAGCCCUUUCAGUUUUGUGGACAAAGGGAUGAAGUACAUGGUGGGGCAGGAGUGGCGGGACUUCUUUGACGUGGUCAUCGUCCAGGCGGACAAGCCUCAUUUCUUCAACGAUUGUGUCAAACCUUUCCGGCGGCUGGACUGCAAUGGUGACCUUCAGUGGGAUAAAAUCACCAAGUUGGAAAAGGGGCAGAUAUACAAGCAGGGCAACCUUUUUGAUUUCCUCCGGCUGACGGGCUGGCGCGGAUCCAAGGUCCUCUACUUCGGAGACCACCUCUACAGUGAUCUGGCAGAUCUCAUGUUGCGCCAUGGAUGGCGGACAGGAGCCAUUGUUCCUGAGCUGGAGGUGGAAACCAAGGUGGUGAAUACCGAACAGUAUGCGCAAGGACUCACCUGGAUGCAGGCUUUGACGGGGUUGCUGGAACGCAUGCAGAUGUACCAGGACCCAGAAUCCAAGAAAAUACUGCAGGUGAUGAAGGAACGCCAGGAACUCAGGGCGCUCACCAAGAAUCUGUUCAACCCUCAGUUCGGGAGCAUCUUCCGCACGUGCCACAACCCCACGUACUUCUCGCGCCGCCUAUGCCGCUUCUCGGACCUCUACAUGGGCUCGCUGAGCUGCUUGCUGAACUACGACCUCAACUACACCUUCUACCCGAGACGCACCCCAUUACAGCACGAGGCGCCCCUCUGGAUGGACCAGCUGUGCACCGGCUGCAUGAAGACCCCCUUCCUUGAAGAAAUGGCGCACAUCCGCUAGGGGCCAAAGGAAGGCGACAGAGGGCC